Molecule: messenger RNA, 1273 nt
Organism: Prorocentrum cordatum
Lineage: Eukaryota; Dinophyceae; Prorocentrales; Prorocentraceae
Source: the annotation of a GenBank genome assembly
GCUCCUGGGCCGCUCUUGCGUUCCGACCCCCCGGCCGCCUCCACAGUCGCCGUCUUCCUCCGGGUUCGCCCCGCCCUCGCCCUGCUCCAGGCCCCGCCGCCGGGGGGGGGGCACCGCCCCCGCGAAUGGCCGUGGAGCUCUCCGUGCCGACGGACGCGCCGAGCGUGGAGGCGGCGCUGGAGGUGGCGCGGCAGAGGGGCUCGCCGGAGGUGGUGGUGCGCCUGGAGGAGGGGCACUCCGAGCCCGCGCAGGCGUGGCCCCUGGAGCUGCAGGCCAGCGCGUCUGGGCCCGACACCCUCCGCCGUAUCGAGGUGCUCGGGCCGCCCGGCCGGGCCGCGUCGGUGCGGGACGUCGGGCUGGACGCGCACGGCAGCGCCGAGCCCGGCGGCGAGGAAGUGCGCGUGGUGCUGCGCGGGGUGGUCGUUCGCGGCUGCGCCGUCCUGGGCGGGCGGGGCUGCGAGCUGGAGGACUGCGAGGUUCGCUGCGGGGUGGAAGUCGGCAACGAGGGCGCGGGCGUCGUGCGCGGCUGCUCGAUCCGGGCGCGCCGCGUCGGGGUGUCGGUCCGCGGCCCAGUGGUCCUGGAGGGCAACGAGGUGGACGGCUGCGACGUCGGCGUGGGCAUCUACGGCAACCCUGCCGCGGAGCUUCGCGGCAACACGCUGCGCGGCUGCCGCGCCGCCGCGGUGAUGCUCCACUGCAGCCUGGGGUCGCAGGAGGGCUGCACGCUCCAGCUGGCCCCGGUGCUGGCGAGCAGCAACGCGCUGGAGGGGUGCGGGCGCCAGGUCGAGGUCUGCGUCGAGGUCGAGGGCGCAGUGCCCCUGAGCUUCGAGCAGUGGCCGCUGCCGCCGGGGCCGCGGACCGCACGGCGCCUGCGCGGCGGCGGCUGCGUCGAGGUCGAGGUGGUGGACGAGCAGACGCUGCAGGUGGUGGGCGCGGAAGGCCCCGGCGAGGGCGCUGGCGGUCAGCAGCGGGCGCCGCGCAAGCGCCGGCGCGCGGUUACAGAGCGCGCCGAGGCCGCCGAGGCUGGCGGGCCGUUGGCGACCGGGCCUGCCUGGGCACUGGAGGCCCUCGGCAUCUCCGCCGACGGGGCCACUGCGGGACAGCUGCGCGCCGCGUACCGCCGAAGGGCCCGCCAGGUCCACCCCGACAAGCAGGGUGCGGAAUCCACAGCUCAGGUCUUCCACGAGGUCACGGCGGCCUACGAGGCCGCGCAGCGCGCCCUGGCCGCGGAAGCGCCCGCCGAGCCCGGGCCGGCCGGUGCCGGCAGACGCGG